Molecule: messenger RNA, 1158 nt
Organism: Microthlaspi erraticum
Lineage: Eukaryota; Viridiplantae; Streptophyta; Magnoliopsida; Brassicales; Brassicaceae
Source: the annotation of a GenBank genome assembly
AUGGCAAAUGAUGCGGCUGCAUGUGCAGAAAGAGCUACAAAUGAUAUGUUGAUUGGUCCAGACUGGUCUAUCAACAUUGAGUUGUGUGACAUUAUCAACAUUGAUCCUAGUCAAGCGAAAGAAGCAGUGAAGGUGCUCAAGAAACGGUUUGCAAGUAAAAACCCUAAAGUUCAGAUUCUUGCACUUUACGCAAUGGAAACUUUAAGUAAGAACUGUGGCGAGAAUGUGUACAAGCUAAUCAUUGACCGUGACAUCUUGUUAGAUAUGGUCAGAACAUUGAAGAAAAAGCCGGACGUGAACGUGAGGGAAAAGAUACUAACUUUGCUAGAAACAUGGCAAGAAGCUUUUGGUGGACGUUACCCACAAUACUACAAUGCUUAUAAUGAACUCAAGUCUGCUGGAAUCGAGUUUCCACCUCGAACGGAACGUAGUCCAUCGUUCUUUACUCAACACAUUGUAGAGGAAGAUGAUGCUUCUAGCCUCAUCUUGGAAGGGAUUCAAAGCGCUGAGGGAUCAGUUGACGUUUUGAUGGACAUGCUUAGAGCGCUUGAUCCCAAGAACCCGGAGGGUUUGGAAGAAGAACUAAUAGUUGACCUAGUCGAGCAGUGUCGUGCUUAUCAAAGACGUGUAAUGACUCUUGUGAACACUACAACAGAGGAGGAGCUUCUGUGUCAGGGAUUGGCACUGAACGAUAAUCUGCAGCGUGUUCUUCAGCGUCACGAUGAUAUUGCAAAGCUCGGCUCUGUUUCUUCAAAUGGAAUGAAUACAAAUACUAUAGCUCGAGGAGGUAGUGAUUCAGGUAUGGUGGAUUUCCUUAGUGGUGAACCUCAAGGAGUAAUAAAGCCUCCUCCUGCUGCUUCGUCUUCGGAUCCAAUUCCGAAAAGAAAAUCACCUGAGCAAUUACCUCCUCCGGUGGUGAUGAGGAAUCUUCCACCGCCGCCUUCAAGGCACAGCCAGAGGCAACAGUUCUUUGAGCAUCAUCACUCCAGUAGCGGCUCUGAUUCCUCAUACGAGGAGGGUUUUGUUGGACAGAACAGAAACCUCUCUCUGACUACCUCUGCAGCUAGAGAGCCAAAGAAAGAAGAGAAGCCAGAGGAUGUACUUUUCAAAGACUUGGUUGAGUUUGCCAAAACCAGGUCCUCCAAGCCCAACAAAUAG